AUGAUAUGUCGAACCUGUCUGCGCAGCGCCUCGCGCGCCCAAAUAACCUCUUCCACACGCCCGCAACCCAUGCGCUUCCUCACCACCACAACCCCCCUCCGCAACGCAACACCCAUCUCCGCAAGCACCGCAACGCAAUCUGCCGGCCGUCAAGGCGACUCGACUUCCUCGCACAACCCGCCAACUGCGACUUCCACAUCUGCGGCCCAGCCGUUCAGCGAGCCGUUAACGCCAGCCGCGAGUCCGGAUUUGAAAGCCACGGCUGCGGAAGCCGCGAAGAAGAAGGCUGCCCCGCUGGUGAAAAGCAGUAUACCAGCUGGCCAACCGCUGAAGGGGUUGAACUUUUUGAAAGAUAGACAGGAUCCUGUUGCGUUGGCUGACGACGAGUAUCCGAGUUGGCUGUGGACGAUAUUGGAUCGGCAGGAGAAGAAGGCGGAUGCUGGGGCGGGAGAUUUGUUCUCGAAAUCGAAAAAACAACGUCGUCUAGCCGCAAAACGCCUCCGCAAGGAACAAGCCAUGAACCCCGAGAUGCUGGCCCCCAAAGUACCGCUAUACGAACAGACGAUUGAUCUACCGGCCGGAGACGGGAGUUUGCAGGGCGCAGUCAAGGCGCAGGAUGCGAGAGAGGAGUUGACAAAGGCGAUGAGGAAUAAGCGGAGGGCGGGGAUUAAGGAGGCUAAUUUCUUGAAGGCUAUGGGGUAG
This is a messenger RNA of Alternaria novae-zelandiae, 702 nucleotides long. RefSeq lists its product as uncharacterized. Gene Ontology annotation, molecular function: structural constituent of ribosome. The record is from RefSeq and is a predicted model, not a curated record. Bases 1 to 702 code for a protein of 233 amino acids. Lineage: Eukaryota; Fungi; Ascomycota; Dothideomycetes; Pleosporales; Pleosporaceae. The transcript has 2 exons. Gene Ontology annotation, cellular component: mitochondrial large ribosomal subunit.